Molecule: messenger RNA, 965 nt
Organism: Coffea arabica (coffee)
Lineage: Eukaryota; Viridiplantae; Streptophyta; Magnoliopsida; Gentianales; Rubiaceae
Cellular component (GO): mitochondrion
Source: RefSeq, a predicted model, not a curated record
UCAUGACCCCCGAGGCACCACGCAAAAGAAUGCGUAAUUGUGGAAGCCGAUGAGCAGAUGAAACUGGAGGGAAAGAGUGUUAUGUUAGCCCAUUUUUACAUUGAAACCAACCCUAUAAUCCAGGCGUCUGCUUCUUUAAGCAGUGUGAUUUGUUGCAACGUCGCAAUAAAAUCAAUUAUCAAGUUCAGAUGCAUCGACUUCUUGCGGUUGUACUGUAGUUCUAACCGGAAAGGAAUUGGGUGUAAGUGUGGAGAGGAAUUCGGUGAUGGCGGUGGGGUUGCCGCUGGAUUUGCGGGACUUCCUUCUCCGAGCUCGUGUGCUGAGGCUUUAUCGACAAGCUCUCAGGACCAUUCGUAGAGCUCCCGUUGACUCUAGAGCUGAAUUGAGGGAUAUCAUUAGACAAGAGCUGGAAACCAACAGGAAUUGCAAUGACAAGCAGAAAAUUCGGUUUUUGAUUAGCGAUGGAUUACAAAGAUUGAAAGGACUGGAUGAGACGCUCGAUAUGCAAGGUCGUCGUGGCUAAUGUAUUGUACUUUCCUGAUGUGUUCUAUGGGGAAUUGUCACCGUUAUCUUGAAGGCUCAUCAUCUUCUCCUUCCUGCCACAUCCUUUAGACAGACAGAUAAGUCACAAUUGAUAGGUAUGCUCCUCCUCCUCCUCCUCAGAUGAAAGCCAUUUUAGAAAAGCUUUUGCAGAUUGUCGGCCCCUUUCAUUUCUUGAUGCUGGAUGUCAAGGCCUAAAUGGUUUUGGCAGAAAUUAUCGAAGUCAAUAUGUAAUGACAUGUUAGGUCUCUGACCAAUUCCUUGAAUGCUGGCUGUUGAACUAAUUCUUUGAUGCUGGAUAUCAUACUUCGAACAAUCUUGGUGGUUGUGACUCCGGGUGUCUAAUGGUAAAUCCAGAUCCCAUUUCUGCCACUAGGGUUUGUAACAUUUGAAAAAGAAAAUUCAGCAACUCUCCUGUUCUUAUA